UAUCAACCAAUUAUAACCAAUAAACCAAGUAAAACAAUAAAGUUAUCUUAAUAAUCGAAAAGUUUUGUUAAAAAAGUUUCAACAUAAGUUCAAGUUGUUCAUCUUUGAAAUCGAACCUGUUACAAUGGAGCCCACGAUGAGGAAGGAUUGUUGAUGGUUCCAUCUCUUGGAAAUUUUCUUUAUUACAUUGGACUCUCGAAAUUCUGACCUUUUCAUUCACCAUUCAUUUCUGAUAAAAUUCAACUUAACGAUGUUCUUAGCUGAACAAGAGGAGGCAGAUAACGAAGCUUCGGCUCGACAUUUAGCCAGUGUUAAAAGAGCUUCAGAAAAAUUCCAAGCUGAAAAACGUGCUCAAAGAAAUAAACGAAGAACAAUGAGAAAAAACGGCGAGAUACCUGUGCUGACGGCUAAUCCAAUUCCAAGACCAACACCAGGAUCUAACGAUUGGUAUGAUGCUCCGAAUAUUAUUCAUAAGUCACCCUCAAACCCUUUAAUUAAUGAAACUAUUAUAUCUAAUCCUAAUCAAUCAACCCAAUCUGAAACCAGUCGAUGCAGGAAAGAUACUUUUAAUCAUAUAGCAUAUUUCAUGAUCGCUACAAGUUUCCUCCGAACUGUUUUUAACAAUUAUGGUACCCCUAUCUUAGAUAGACUAAAAAUUAAACAAGCAAUGUUUCAAUCCACCCAAAUUAAACACAGAGCUUUUGCUAAAAUUACGAUCUCCACCUCCAGUGAGAAUAAUCUAAAAGUUGCUAUAAAUCUUUUACGAAAUUGUUUACCCCCAGAAACUACUUGGAGAAUGUUAGACAAAAAUCAUUGCUCCAUCUGUUUCCGUCCAGAUCACAAUAUGAUAAAUUGCAGUUCAUGUUCCGCUUGCUUUAAGUUAGGCCACAAAAUUGCAAAUUGCCCUUGGUUAAAGCCAAAUGAAGUUCAAACACCAACUGUUAAUACAGUGAACUCAUUCAAUUAUAAAAAGCAUAAAAGGCAACAGAAAACUAAGCCUAUGAGAGACCAGUUUAACCGAACUUUCUGGCAAUCACCAGGUUUAAUCCCGCCUGAAGAUAUUCUAAAUAAAAUGCAACCAAUUGGGUUACCACCUAAGCCAACAUUAGCUUUAGAUACAGAAGGUGUAUCAGCUGAAAAUUUAGCCUUAUCUGUCUGUUUGUCCGGCUGGUUUGAAACCAGGACACUCGGAGUACAAACUGUUUACUUUGAUUAUAUCAAAACAGAAAAUAUAAAAAAUUUAUCAACACCAAUUACCGGAAUAAACUCUACUGAAGUGCUUUAUAAAUCCCAACCAAUAGAAAUUAUUAAAACUAACCUUCUCUCACUUUGCAGAAACAAGAGGUUACUUGUAUUCGAUCAACAAAAUUCAGACCUUAGACGAUUGACGAUCACUGAAAAUGAUCUCAUCCAAAAUUCAAUUGAGUUAGUUAAUGUUCAGGAAUUAUUUGGUAACGUAAGUUUACAGUUACUAGUUGACUUUUUCUUUCCUGGAACGACUGGUUUAAAGAGACAUGACCCUGACAAACCAAUUAGUGGUCAUAGUCCCGAAACUGAUUCCCGUUAUACCUUAAAAUUAUACCGUAAAUUUGUAACCUUAAAAGAGGAGAAGAAAGAAUUCCCGAUAGGAGAUGAGCUCAGAAAUUUAGUAUGCAGAGGGAAAACAUGGAUCCAAGUUUCGAACAGAGACUGUUCUUAAUAGCGCCGGGGACAUGUAAUAAAAUUUAUGAUUAUUACUUCCCGUAAUAAUUGCAAAGGUAAUAAUUUAUUAUUACUUUUUGGAGUUUGGGUUUUUUUACAGGAAAUCAUUAAAAUUUAAUUGUUAAUGAUGAAGACAAAUCAUCAUCUCUCUUUCUCCUUCUCUUUCUUUCUUUUCUCUUUCUCUUCUUUCUCUAUUUUGUAUAAAAGAAAUCGAUGAAAAUGAAGAAAAUUCAUUAAGUCCAACACUUUUGUCCAGAGAAGAACAACCACAGUGAAGAGGUUGACUUCUCUUUCUUUCUCUCUCUCUUUCUCUUUCUCUCUCUCUCUCUCUCUCUCUCUCUC
Messenger RNA from Panonychus citri (citrus red mite), 2043 nucleotides. RefSeq lists its product as uncharacterized. NCBI's taxonomy places the organism in Eukaryota, Metazoa, Arthropoda, Arachnida, Trombidiformes, Tetranychidae. The transcript has 2 exons. The coding region runs from base 251 to 1699 and encodes 482 amino acids. The record is from RefSeq and is a predicted model, not a curated record. Gene Ontology annotation, molecular function: nucleic acid binding.